Molecule: messenger RNA, 899 nt
Organism: Dinoponera quadriceps
Lineage: Eukaryota; Metazoa; Arthropoda; Insecta; Hymenoptera; Formicidae
Exons: 2
Coding region: 303-803 (166 amino acids)
Cellular component (GO): membrane
Source: RefSeq, a predicted model, not a curated record
CGGUGGAGAUGUGAUUUUUCCAUCUUGAUGCAAUUUUGGUAACUGUUUCCCGCGUACGUUUGUGAAUGCUUAUAUUCGAGGCAAGACACGUUCGGCGACGCGAGUGCCCGCGUUUAAACUUUCCCGCUCACCUGCGCAUCGGAUUACCUAUCGCCCGUUCCGAGCAUUUGACUUGCUAAUGAGAUCUCCGUCGGUUCAGACAAGAUCACGGAUACCACAUUACCAGUAAGUACAUAGCCAGUAGCGUGCCGGUUCUCCUUACGGACGCGAAGGGAACGUUAAGCAGAUAAGGUCGCGAAACAAUGCUGGCGAACGCGUCUGCAAACGAGGCGAAAGACGAGCUAUGGGCUAUAUACGCCUGGUGGUCGUGCGUGCUCGUGCUGAAGAUGAUGUCGCUGACCUGGUUCACCGGGCGGGUUCGAGUGGAGAAACAGGUGAUUCAUAGCGAAGAGGACAGGAUAUGGAUGCUCAAACCGGACGUAAUCUUAUGCCCAACUGGCGAUGGCCAUCCUGACGUGAUUCGCAUCCGGAGUGCUCACAGAAAAGAUCUCGAAACUAUUCUUAUUUUUCUAGUCUUCUCGCCGCUCUGGCUGAACAUCGAAACGUGCAUUUCCACAGUGAAGAUCUUAAUACCAAGCUUCUCGCUAAGCAGUAUAUUCUAUACCAUACUGCAUAUGCAACUCCUACAAAUGCCACCCUUCUACAAAGUUGUAUUAUCCACGACUAUGUUUCUUAUCCUGACUUACAUAUGUGCGCUCGCUACCGUGAGAUACAUAUUUAUUAUCGCGGAAUAUAAACUCUAAUUAAAAAGAUGUAAGCAAGAAAAAAUACUCGCGACACUGAUGCAUUCCAUGACAGAUAUUUUAUAUCUUAUAUAUAAAUAAAAAAAUUAUAUAUAA